ACAAUACCGGGUAGUUAAGAGCCAGGGUAGGAGCCUUGUACACUCAACCACGAGUGACUCCAAAUUCAAAAAAAUUCAGUAAGUUUUUCUUUCCCUGAUUUGAACGCCACCAUAACUAUUUAGUAUUUUCUGCUCACGAUCAACAUAAGAAGAAGAAGAAGAUCACGCAAAUCGCAAUGAAAAUUCUCUAACUUUUUAAAUUAUUGGACGGGAAGACGAGGAAGAGGGUGAUUGUUUUCUGUUUCAAGUAAUUCAUAGCAUCACUUUCGGUAUCUCUGGAAAGGUUUCCAUCUCUUGCUGACAGGUCAUCAGCAAUUCUUUCAGGACACAAAGAGGUUACAUCCCAGCUAUUGCAUUGCAUCUAAAGCAUCCUUGUCAUGGGAUACUUCUUACCAAGGAUCUGAGUAAAUAUUCAACUAGAGCCAAAGCCAAGACUGGUGGCAUGUUGAAAAUGAUGCAGGAAUCAAGUCUUGAGCUAUCUUGUCAGACAAUACUAGGCCCACAAUGCUCAGAGAAUGGGAUCACACGCAACAGUGAGACUAUGGAAGCAUCUGGAUCUCAGGAGAACGAAAAUUACAGCAGAUGCAUUAAAGAGGAGAGAAUAGAUGGAGGAGAUACUGCCCUUGGUGGAAACAAUGGAUCAUGUGAAUGUGAGAUGACAGAAUCUGCAUUAACUGUGUGUUCACACUGUAAGAAAAUAGAUGGGACAAUCAUUAAAGAGGAGAGAAUAGAUGGAGGAGAUUAUGUUCCUGGUGGAAACAGUGGAUCAUGUGAAUGUGAGAUGACAGAAUCUACAGGAACUGUGUGUUCACACUGUAAGAAAAUAGAUGGGACAAGCAUUAAAGAGGAGAGAAUAGAUGGAGGAGAUACUGCCCUUGGUGGAAACAGUGGAUCAUGUGAAUGUGAGAUGACAGAAUCUACAGGAACUGUUCGUUCACACUGUAAGAAAAUAGAUGGGACAAGCAUUAAAGAGGAGAGAAUAGAUGGAGGAGAUACUGCCCUUGAUGGAAACAGUGGAUCAUGUGAAUGUGAGAUGACAGAAUCCACAGGAACUGUGCAUUCACACUGUAAGAAAAUAGAUGGGACAAGCAUUAAAGAGGAGAGAAUAGAUGGAGGAGAUAGUGCCCUUGAUGGAAACAGUGGAUCAUGUGAAUGUGAGAUGAUAGAAUCUACAGGAUCUGCUUGUUUACACUGUAAGAAAAUAGAUGGGACAAGCAUUAAAGAGGAGAGAAUAGAUGGAGGAGAUAGUGCCCUUGGUGGAAACAGUGGAUCAUGUGAAUGUGAGAUGACAGAAUCCACAGGAACUGUGCAUUCACACUGUAAGAAAAUAGAUGGGACAAGCAUUAAAGAGGAGAGAAUAGAUGGAGGAGAUACUGCCCUUGAUGGAAACAGUGGAUCAUGUGAAUGUGAGAUGACAGAAUCCACAGGAACUGUGCAUUCACACUGUAAGAAAAUAGAUGGGACAAGCAUUAAAGAGGAGAGAAUAGAUGGAGGAGAUAGUGCCCUUGAUGGAAACAGUGGAUCAUGUGAAUGUGAGAUGAUAGAAUCUACAGGAACUGCUUGUUUACACUCAUCUGGAUCUCAGCAGAACAAAAAUUACGGCAGAUGCACUAAGGAGAGAAUAGAUGGAGGAGAUACUGCCCUUGGUGGAAACAGUGGAUCAUGUGAGAUGAAUGAAUCUACAGGAACUGUGCAUUCACACUGUAAGAAAAUAGAUAGGACAAGCAUUAAAGAGGAGAGAAUAGAUGGAGGAGAUAGUGUCCUUGGUGGAAACAGUGGAUCAUGUGAAUGUGAGAUGACAGAAUCUACAGGAGCUGUGUGUUCAUACUGUAAGAAAGUAGAUGGGACAAGCAUUAAAGAGGAGAGAAUAGAUGAAGGAGAUAGUGUCCUUGGUGGAAACAGUGGAUCAUGUGAACGUGAGAUGACAGAAUCUACAGUAACUGUGUGUUCACACUGUAAGAAAGUAGAUGGAACAAGCAUUAAAGAGGAGAGAUUAGAUGAAGGAGAUAGUGCCCUUGAUGGAAACAGUGGAUCAUGUGAAUGUAAGAUGACAGAAUCUAAAGGAACUGAGUGUUCACACUGUAAGAAGAAACGUGAAAUAACCGACACAAGUGCCAAAAUGCUUCUUCAAUGUUUCUUUUGUGACUGUUCUUUUUCUGAAGAAAAGCAGCUAACGAAGCAUCUCCAAACUCAUGUUUGUGUAUUGAAUUCAGACACAUUUCAAUGUUUAUAUUGUAAGGAGUCGUUUUUUUCUAAUGCUGACCUUGUGAAACAUCGAAGAAUAUGUAGUGAAAAGAUUUCUGAUGAAUGCAAUCAAAUUAAAAUUAUAUAUUCUAAAAUGGAUGGUGAUAUGAAACAUAAUAAAAACCAUGUUGAAGAAGAAAAUGGUCAAACAGUCAAGGCAUUGUGUCUAAUAGAUCAUGAUUAUUGCAAACAUGAUUCACAAUCUCCAACAGAAGGAAAUCCUGAAGAACAUAGCUUUGAAUGUCAACUUUGUAACAGCAUUUUUAAAACAGAGUCAGAUCUUAACAGUCAUGUACAUGUUAAAGAAAUGUCAACCCAAACUGUGUAUUCAUGUUCAAAGUCUUAUGAAUGCAAACAUUGUGGCAAGAAAUUCAUCACAAGUAGUCAAUUAAAUCAACACAUUCUCGAAGUUCACACCAAAAAGAAGCCUUAUGAAUGCACAUAUUGUGGCAAGAUUUUUUUUAGAAAAUGGGAUCUAAGUAUACACAUUCGAAUUCACACACAGGAAAAGCCUUAUGAAUGCAAACAUUGUGGCAAGAAAUUCAUCGCAAAUAGUCAUUUAAAUCAACACAUUAAAAUCCACACUAAAGAGAAACCUUAUGAAUGCACAUAUUGUGACAAGAAAUUUCUCAGAAAAUGGGAUCUAAGUAAACACAUUAGAAUUCACACACGGGAGAAGUCUUAUGAAUGCAAACAUUGUGGCAAGAAAUUCAUCACAAGUAGUCAAUUAAAUCAACACAUUGAAAUUCACAUUAAAGGGAAGGCUUAUGAAUGCACAUAUUGUGGCAAGAAAUUUUUUAGAAAAUGGCUUCUAAGUAGACACAUUAGAAUUCACACACAGGAAAAGCCUCAUGAAUGCAAACAUUGUGGCAAGAAAUUCAUCACAAGUAGUCAUUUAAAUCAACACAUUAAAAUCCACACUAAAGAGAAACCUUAUGAAUGCACAUAUUGUGACAAGAAAUUUCUAAGAAAAUGGGAUCUAAGUAAACACAUUAGAAUUCACACGCGGGAGAAGUCUUAUGAAUGCAAACAUUGUGGCAAGAAAUUCAUCACAAGUAGUCAAUUAAAUCAACACAUUGAAAUUCACAUUAAUAAGAAGCCUUAUGAAUGCACAUAUUGUGGCAAGAAUUUUUUUAGAAAAUGGCUUCUAAGUAGACACAUUAGAAUUCACACACAGGAAAAGCCUUAUGAAUGCAAACAUUGUGGCAAGAAAUUCACAAGUAGUCAUUUAAAUCAACACAUUAGAAUUCACACAGGAGAGAAACCUUAUCACUGUCAAUAUUGUUUUAAGAAAUUCAACCAAAAAAGUAGUCUUAGAAGGCACAUUAGAAUUCACACACAGGAUAAACCUUAUGAAUGCUUACAUUGUGGCAAGAAAUUCAUCACAAGUAGUCAUUUAAAUCAACACAUUAAAAUUCACACCAAAGAGACGCCCUUUCAAUGCACUUAUUGUGGCAAGAAAUUCAACAGAAAAAGUAGUCUUAGAAGGCACAAUAAAAUUCACACAAAUGACUUAUCUUUAUGAAUGCUAAAUUGUUGCAAGAAAUAAAUUCAUAGAGUGGUCAUCUCAGUGAACGCAUUAGAAUUUACACAAAGGAGAAGCCUUAUGAAUGCGAACACUGUGGCGAGAAAUUCAACAUAAAAACAAUGUGUAUAUAAAAUGAACACAUUAGAAUUCACACAGACAUCUUUAUAAUGGAUGCUAACAUUGUUUGCAAUUUUAAUUGUGGUGUCACUAAUGAUGUGUUUACAGAUUUGACAUCUCGGUUAGUCAAAAGGUGUGUUAAUUAUCUCUUGGAUGUUCAGGUGUCGGAAAUUUAGUGCUCAUCACAAGCAAUUUAUUCAGAUUGGGAGGCUGAUGCUGAGCAUGAAGAGCAUGAAAACCCUACGCCAGUUGAUUUGUAUCUGAUGUUAUAGCGCCAUCUGCGCUAGUUAUGUGACAUGUUUGUCCCACACUUGAUAUAGUUACGGUAAUAAAAGUAUUGAUCUUGACUACAAAGUUGCAUCUGAGUCUUGAUUUAUUGUAGUGGCAGCGGUGGGAUAUGAACCCAAGCUCGGAUCAUGCGUUCUUGCCACAGCAGGAGUGUAUCGUCAUUCCUCGCAAUGUGCUACAGGGGAUUCUUACUGCCCUGCAUCUUCAACUUGGUCACCCCACAUCUCACCAACUCUCGCAGGUUGUCUCGCGGUAUUUCUAUGCCCUGGAUCUUGAUACAGCCAUUCAACAGGUGACUGUCGGCUGUCACAGCUGUCUCUCCCUCUAGAAUAUUCCUUGGUUGCUACUCCCCAGUCUAUAGGUGACCCUAUAUAGGGUGUCUGUUGCGGAUGUCAUCAAACGUUCCCUCAACUCGUUUUCAUCCUCAGGGAGAGCGUCACUUCUUAUACUGUGAGCACUUUGAUUCCAGAUGAAUGCAAGGAGACUCUCCGCACUGCCCUCCUUCAGCUUUGCGCACCUCUCAGGCCACUUGACGGCCCUCCAUCUGUCAUCCGCACCGACCCUGCGCCAGGAUUUUCUGCUCUCCAACACAAUGAGUCUUUGCGCAGUCCUUGCAUCACUUUGGAGAUUGGCCAUGCCAAGAACCUCAACAAGAAUCCUGUCGCUGAGAAGGCUGUACGUGAGCUGGAAGAUGAGCUGCUUCGUGAUGAUCACCGUGGUGGUCCUGUUACUCCACUUGCUCUUGAUCUGGCCACCGCACGCCUUAACAGCCGCAUCCGUGGCGUUGGUCUAUCUGCUCGUGAGCUUUGGACCCAUGCAGUGUGACCAAUUCACAAGUGAACAGAUUCCGUUGCGUGACAUGGACGUUAUUACCAAUCAACAUGAGAAACAGCUCUCCAACCAUGGCCCCGGUAUGGAAUCGAAGGCACCCAAACGCCCAUCUUCGAUGGGAGAGUCUCUUGUUUACGUUGGUGACCUUGUCUACCUGCGCUCGGACCGGACUAAGACUCAGGCCAGACCUCGCUACCUUGUCUGCAGUGUCGACAAAGAUUGGUGCAACAUUUGCAAGUUUGUUGGGAACCAACUCUGUUCUACAUCAUACCGCGUCUGGCGCUCGGAUAAUCAUACCACAUCCGGCGCUCGGAUUGCUUGAAGGAUCCCUCAGGGAAUCCUACAUAUCAUCCUUCCUGACCGGGGAUUUCUGAUGACGACGACCACCUUGAUGAGGAGUUGCCCAGUCCCACCCCAGCAGAUGACUCACAGUGCUUGCCUAAUGCCUCUGACGUUACUGAUGUGCCAGAUGUCCCUUGCCCAUUACGUCAAACCCCCGUUUGGAGAAAGACCGCAGUUCAGAUUGCAAACUGCGAUAUUAGACCCCAAUUCGUGUUUGAAACAUUUCCAAGCCCUGGGGGCCGUUUCAUAAACCUGUUCGUAAGUUAAGAGCGGCUUUAAGAACGACUGGUGAUCAUCGCCAAUGGUGUGUACCAUUUACCUCAAGAUAGGAUCACCAGUCGCUCUUAACUUACAAAAAGUUUAUAAAACACCCGCCUGAUCAACCCCGCUUGGCCAGGUAAUCCCCGCUGUCUCAAUUUCACCUCCACAGGCCAGAUUAUGAGCGUUGAGCCAAGGACGAAAUGAUAAACAACAGCUGUGCUAUUACGUAAGACUUCUCUGCCUGUAGAAGGACCUUCGGAAUGAAAUUAUUGUAUUCGAUAUCUAAUCACGUUUUCAAAGGCAUAUUGUAUUCAGAAAUUCAAUGUUAGUCCAUUUUCAAUUUCGAACGAAGAAAAUCAACCUCGAAAUAAGGAAAGUAAGUGAAUAAAAAAUGGCGGCAUGCUUUGCCGGGACCGCGCUCGGGCUGUUGUGUUAUCUUCGGACCGAGGUCAAGAAACAGGUGUUUUGAUACUUACAUUGCAUGCUUGGGGCAGUAGGGUUUGUCGUACUUGGAGAAGAGAAUUGAUUGAGAAAAACUGGGGUAUAGUGUUCUCAAAUUGAGGUUUUUCGUCAUGCCCCCCUCCUGACCCCCCUGAUAUUCCUCACGAACUUUCUCACCCUGAUGUUAGUCCUUCCCCUGCACUUUCUGGUCAGUCAGAUCCCCCAGGGCAUCUUGACCUACCUGGUCCUGCCCCCAAUGAUGGCUGGCGGUAUCCCUUAUGCCGUCGUGUCCCCCCAUCGUAUUUAGCGACUUCGUUUGUGAUUGACUUUGACCUGCAUUUAUGCCCCCCUUUUUUUCCCCCAUUGCCUGUGCCUUUUCCAGCCUGCCCUUUACUGAUGGACUCACUGAUGGACACUCUUUUUUUGUAUAUAUCUCCUCUUGUUUUUUUAAUGUAUUUUUGUACGCGUAACCUUUAUGGGUUUAUCUAUGUGUGCUAAUGGGUUCCUUAAUGCGUCUAGCUUUUUUCAGCAAACAAAAAAAAGAAAGAAAACAAACAGCUUGAGUUAAAUGAUUCUAAUUUGAUAGUUUAUUGCUUUCAGGAUCCACACCAUACCAAACACAUACCACCACUCACUCCAGCUAGUUCGCCUACUACCAAUUGCUGCGCAUUUCUACGCUUGUGAUAAAUUAUGCUGUGCAUUUAAUUUUUUUUGUUAUAAUUUUUGGUCCCAUUCAGUGGGUAUGUCUUCGCUUUGAUGCCUGCGCAUUUGCUUUGCAGUUGUUUGCGAGUUUACACCUUUAUAAUAAGACAAUACUUUCACAAAGCUUCUCUGCUUUGAUCAUUGCAAAAUUCUUUUCAUUUACAUAAGGAAAAAGUGAUUAUGCCAGUUGAUUUGUAUCUGAUGUUAUAGCGCCAUCUGCGCUAGUUAUGUGACAACACGUUUGUCUCACACUUGAUACGGUUACGGUAAUAAAAGUAUUGAUCUUAACUACAAAGUUGUAUCCCAGUCUUAAUUUAUUGUCGCUAUUCAUUCUUUCCUUAUCGUUAGUUUUGAAAAACUUUGACAAGUGCCACAAUGUUUGGUCUCCUAUCAUACAGCUAUUUCUUAUUGCUCAGAAAUACCUAUUUGUACAUAAUACUUUUCGGGGGGGAUAUUUUAAUAAACACAAAUGAAAUUUAAAAUAAGAAAGUUAUGACAUUUUAAAGUUUCGCUUCAUUUCACAAAACAGUUCUAUGCACAUCUCAGUUGGUAUGCAAAUGAGGGAACUGAUGACAUCACUCACUAUUUCUUUUGUAUUUUAUUAUAUGAAAUAUUCUUAUUUUCUCCCCAUUGUCCUGUGAAACAAAGUUUUAUUUCUCCCUGAACAUGCAGGGGCGGAUCCAGCUUUUUAUAAAGGGGGGGUUGGGGUGGUAUGCGAGGGAGCGUAGCGACCGAGUUCAAGCGAGCGGAGCGAGCGAGGGGGGAGGGUGUGGGAGGGGGGUGUCCCCCCUCCCACAGUAGGGAAAAUUUUUGAAAAUCUGUGUGUGAAAAUGGCGUUUUCUUGCAUCUAAAACACCACUCUUUUUGGUAUAGAGGUCGUUGCCAAAUUAACCCCCAUGAAAAUUUGUAAAAUUAAGUUGCAUUUUCCCGCAAUGUAAGGCCGGUUAACAACACAGAUACAAAGAAUUGGGGACCUUGGAAUAAGCACUGUUAGCCUAAUACUUUUAUAAUAAUAAUAAUAAAUGAAAUAAAUACAUAGAAAUAGAAUAAAAUAAAAUUACAAGUUUAAAAAAAAAGAUAAGAUUUAAAAAAAUGGUCCCCGGAUUUUUUUUUUUUGGGGGGGUUGCAACCCCCCCAACCCCCCCUCUAGAUCCGCUUCUGACAUGUGGAAUUAUCAUUGUUUAACAUUAUGGUUCAGUCAAGUUUGUCCUUAUUGUCAAAUCUGUAAAAAUUGAAAUAUUUUUCUUAAUCCUUUUCUACAUAAAGUCCCAUAGGGCAUGUUAUGUGUUAAUGUAUAGGCAUCGGAAGAGCAAACUGUAGGUCCACCCUUUGUUGUAAUUUGAAUGGGUACCAGCAACCCUAAAUGGGAAACAAUAAGUAACUUAAGAACAUUACAAAAGAGAAAUCUAUGUUGGUUCAGUUUUUGCAUGCUUUAUAUAGAGAGAAAAAGCUUUCAGCUAUCAGUUUUAUCUAAUUUUUCAGAGAGCGACAGAGACAGAAAUAGAACUCCUAAGUUGUGCUUUCGACAAGUUUCUCAUCUAGAUUUUACAAGUGUGCCAUAUUACAAGUGUGAGCUAUAUAUAAGGUGUAUAAAUGAAUUGAGGUGUUAUCUGCUUAAAGGACAAGUCCACCCCAACAAAAAGUUGACUUGAAUAAAAAGAUAAAAAUCCAACAAGCAUAACACUAAAAAUUUCAUCAGAAUCGGAUGUAAAAUAAGAAAGUUAUGACAUUUUAAAGUUUUGCUUAAUUUCACAAAAUAGUUAUAUGCACAUCCUGGUGGAUAUGCAAAUGAGGAGACUGAUGACGUCAUCCACUCACUAUUUCUUUUGUAUUUUAUUAUAUGAAAUAGGGAAUAUUCUAUUUUUCUCCUCAUUGUCAAUUAAGUGAACAACGAUUAAUUCCUCCCUGAACAUGUGGAAUGAGUAUUGUUUAAUACUAUAUGAUUCAGUCAAGUUGGUCCUUAUUGUCAAAUCUAUAAAAAAUGAAAUAUUGUAUAAUUCAAACAAUAAAAAACAAAAGAAAUAGUGAGUGGGGGACAUCAUCGACUGUCUCAUUUGAGUUGUGCAUAUCACUGUUUUGUGAAAAAUAAACAAAACUUUAAAAUGUCAUAACUUUCUUAGGUUACAUCCGAUUUUGAUGAAAUCUUCAGCGUUUUGCUAGUUUGAUUUUUCUAUAUUUAUUCAAAUCAACAUUUUUCUGGGGUGGACUUGACCUUUAAAGCCUCAAAUUGGUAAUUUUCAGUAAUUUAAGUAUUGUACAUCAUUAAUAUGAUAUAACUGUAGCAUACUUGCGAAGGAUCGUUUUCGUUAAUAGACACCUCGACUGUUAUAAGAAAAUUAUGUAAUAAUUUUGCAGGUUAUAUUUAACCUUAAUUCAAAGUAAUAUAGGUCAAUAUUUCAUUUUGUUAGAGUAUUAAGAGUCCUUGGUAGUAUAUAGUAUUUGUAUAAACAGUGAAGUUGAUUCUUUAGUGCUUUAUAGUGAUUAGUUUCAGUUGUUAAAAGUACAUUAUAAUUUAUUAUAUCAGUCAAACUAUCCAUAUAUGCAACUAUGCAGUUUUAAAAUUCAUGACACUUAUUCAAUGAACAAGGUUAUGAUACAACCUUGUUCUCUGUUACAUCUCAAUGUGCGGCAAAUUAAGGGUGGCAAUGUGUGGCUUAUUUUCUCUUUUUCUUUGGGACAAAUGCUUGAUUUUUUUUACACUGUCAGUUUCUAUUACAGCUAUUCAUCAUAAAUUGGCUCUUGAGUACAUUUGAUUCUCUAAAUUAUUUUUUCUUAAUUAGAAAUAGAGAUUGAAAAAUGAAAAUUUUCUUGCCAUAUUACUUUCCACCAAUAGAGGGCGUACUCAACAAUAUGCCCAAAAUUCAAGAUUUUGGUAGAUCUGGCCAGCUCCCCCCCCCCCCUUCCUUGGAUCCGCCAGUGUUGGAGAGUAUGUCAUCCAGUGGAAAUAAAGAUGUAUCUAAGGCGAAGUCUAUUUGUAAUUUAUUGAUUGAUCAUGUUUGUAAGGUAUUUUAUAACCCAAGAAAUACACAUUGAAAAAAAGGAUAAAACUUGAAAAAUAUAGCUUAUGGAGGCCAAAGAUGGCUUUUCAGGGCAUCACUAAGAAUCUUACUAAGAAUAAUGAUCAUAUAUUUUCCUACAUGCUUCUCAAUGGUCCGAAUUCACUAAGGUGGUUUUGAAAACCCACGGUUUAAUCUAUGGUUUAUGCAGAUUUCCUGUAUAAAUUACGCUUAAUUUAGCGCGUAACGGGCACGUGCAUAAAAAAUGUCCAAUGCUGAUGCGCGCUUUUGUCACAUUGCGCCAAAUUGAUGCCUGUCACUGUUCGAUAAGCUAUUUUAGUCAUGAGUCCACUGUUGGAAGAGUGGACUCAUGAAUAAAAUAGCAUAUGGAUAACCACAGCAACAGGCGACAAUUUGGCGCACUGUUACAAAAGCGCGCAUCAGCAUUGGAAUUUUAUACACGCGCCCGAUGCGCGCUAAAUUAAGCGUAACAAUAUGUUCUUGAUUGUAGUUUUUAAAAUAUAUUGAAAACAGGAAGGAUAUAUUUUCAACUGUUAUAUCGGUUGUAGUAUUGUAGAAACAACAAGGUCCAGUGAUGGAUCAUUGCAAUGUUGGGCAUUAGAGUUUGUCUUUUAAUUGUAUACAUUUGUAUUAAAAGGACAUAUAAAUAAUAAAACUUAAAAAUGUAUCUGUGCCUGUCAUUUAUGCAAAAUUGUAA
Lytechinus pictus (painted urchin) is the source of this 10468-nucleotide messenger RNA. RefSeq names its product zinc finger protein 420-like. Gene Ontology annotation, cellular component: nucleus. The transcript has 4 exons. Gene Ontology annotation, biological process: regulation of transcription by RNA polymerase II. The record is from RefSeq and is a predicted model, not a curated record. Lineage: Eukaryota; Metazoa; Echinodermata; Echinoidea; Temnopleuroida; Toxopneustidae. Bases 443 to 3769 code for a protein of 1108 amino acids. Gene Ontology annotation, molecular function: RNA polymerase II cis-regulatory region sequence-specific DNA binding; DNA-binding transcription factor activity, RNA polymerase II-specific.